Arachis ipaensis is the source of this 2339-nucleotide messenger RNA. Its product is annotated as protein NRT1/ PTR FAMILY 7.1. NCBI's taxonomy places the organism in Eukaryota, Viridiplantae, Streptophyta, Magnoliopsida, Fabales, Fabaceae. The record is from RefSeq and is a predicted model, not a curated record.
UGCGCGGUCUUCUCCCCUCACUUUCGAGAACACCCUUCUUUCUCCCCCAUUCUCCUCUCUCUUCUCUCUCCCCUGCAACAUCCUCCGGCAGUACCUCCGACCACCUUCCGCCAGUGCUGCCCACCUCCAUUCUCCUCCAAAGUCUACGUCAAGUUGCCUAGAUCAUGUUUCGUUGCCUUAAACGGAGUUGUUCCAUUUGUCUCCACCACCGUUGAAAGAGCUGCCGCUGCCGCUCCCUUUGUCGCUAGAGUUAUGUCUCUCCUCCGUCGUCCAGUUCUUCAAGAUCUCUGCUUUGAAUCUUGUUUUCUGUGUCACCGUUGUGUUUGGGAACGUGUCGUUGAAGUGCCUUCCUGUGUCGUUUAAUCAAGCAAUUAGUGCAAUGCCUUUUUUCACUACCAUUUUUCUCUUCAAGAGGCAGGCUUAUAAAGUGGUUCAAAGUUACCGGCAAGAUUUAUACCGUCGAAUUUAUUUCGUCAAUAAAUUCGACGCUAUGGGACGACUUUCUUGUAGUGAAAGGGAUGUUAUUCCUGUUAAGGCAAACCAACUUUUCGAGGUUGAGGGCGCUAAAUCCGCCAUCAAAGGGAGUAGAAAGAGUCUUCAUAGCGAUGAUUUCAUAUUCAUGGAUAAGGCAACACCGAUGACAGACAAUGACGAGGCGAGUCCAAUGAAGCGGUGGCGACUCUGCACGGUAACAAGUUGAGGAAGCAAAAUGUGUGCUAAGAAUGUUACCGGUGUGGCUAUGCACAAUAAUCUACUCGGUUGUAUUCACAGAAAUGGCUUCUCUGUUUGUUGAGAAAGGUGAUGUGAUGAACUCCAACAUUUGCCAGCGCCCAGCGGCAAGCAUGUCAGCAUUUGACAUAUGCAGUGUCCUAGUGUGCACCUGUAUUUAACUAUUUAUCGCCAUAAUAUUGAAUUACAUUAAGUUGCUGUAGUGAGUGUAAUUAACGCUUUUGCCCAUUAUUCAAAUGCCAAUUUAUCACCAAAAUGGAUUGAGGAUCCAUUAAAAUGCAAUACUGUAUAGUAUUCAUUAGGAAUUGAUUGGUUGAAUAAUUGUUUUUAUGAGUGAUGGUGAGAUCUACUAUAUGUAUGACAAGUGAAGUAACAUGUAUGUAUUGACUUAGGUCAAUUAAUUGUAUGAUACAGAUACAUGCCAUAACAAAGUCACUACACAAUUUUCAUAUCUUCGCAUCAAGUAAAUCUUUAUUUUCCACUCAAUCCUAUGAAUUGAUCAUCUUUCGAAAAGACAGAAACCAGCUAGUAUUAGUUUAUUACUCAACGAACUUAAAGAAAUGCAUCUUUCAAAUAUAGACCAUAUACUAGUAAAGCCUAACUUAAAAGCAUAUAGCAAAGCCUGCAAUACAGAGCAGAAACCAAAUCUUGGACCAACAAUUUAGAUACGUGGAUAUAUUAAAAGUUGAUGAUGGUAGAAGAUAACAAAAUAUUAGAAGCUAAAAUCAGAUAAUGUGGCACAUUGGAAGCUAAUUGACAAAAAUUUCAACUAGAAAAUUCUGCACAAUUCAAUCCUCACUAAAGAAAACCACGUAAACUAAUCAUAAGUGUUUGUCCUGAAAGUGCUAAGAGAAAACAAGGGCAAAGGAAACAUAAAUCACAUUCCACUCUUGCGUAAUUCUUCUAUUCCAUGGGCAAAGUGGCACUUCUCCCCGAAAGUGCAGGAGCCUUUUGAAAAUUUUUCACAUAUCUUGGUUUUGAAGUUGUUUGAACCAGGACCAUAUGAAGUGACAUUCUUCUUUGCAGGUCCAGCAGCCGAACUAACAUUCAGAAUAAGUUCGUGGACCAUGGAACUUGCUUGUUUGAUCUGAUCAAAACUUCCUUCAAGCUCAAUGUUUUUAAGGUUAGGAUCAGAAUCAUGUUCCCUGAUAGAAAGUUUUGCUCCUGUUACACGACAGAUUUGCUUCGAGUUGAUACCAUUUUUCCCAAUAACAGCCCCAGCAAGGGAAGCAUUGAUGCUAAUCUUCGCGGUAGCUGAGGCGCCAAAGCCAGCAGCAGCUCCAUGAGCUGGAGUCUCAACUCGCCCACCAAUCCUUUGUCUGUCUUCAUAUGAAGGCAUUGUAGGCUUGCCAAUCUCCCACUCACCAUGGGCAAAGUGACAUUUGUCACCAAAUUUACAACCUUCGCUUGAAUUAUACUUGUUGCACAAUCUGGUUUUAACCAUUGGAGGAGAAGACCCAUCCGGGAAAGAUGGAGGAACAGGUGGUGUUCUACUAACUUGAGGAAGAGCAGGGUUGCUACCAGCAUUCAUCAUUUGAACGGUUUUGAUGCCACCAGGAACAUAAUGCAAGAAAUGGCAUCCCUCACCAAAUGGACAGCCAGAGGUGCUG